CACAAUCUGAUUUUUCUCUGACACGAUCGAGUUGAAUCGAUUCCAUUCGAUCUCAUAAGCGAUGAUGUACCUGAAGAAGCCCUUGUGGAGCCAAGGGAAACCCGAACCGGAUGCUAAGACGACGACGGCGGCGGAUCGCGGCGGCGCCGUGGAGGAGCUGGUGGAUUCGUUGCAGCAGCAGAGAGUGUACAGAGAAGUUACAUUGGCUCUUAGAACAGGACUCAGAGACGCGCGUGCUGAGUUCUCGUUCCUCCGUGUGCGUGGCCUCCGUAACAUCCUCAAGUUCCUCCGAUCUGUCGCUGAAUCUGAUUCCACCAUUGACCUCUUCAAUAGAACACAAUCCAUUCCCCAAUUGCAAGUGGUUCCGGUUUUGUUUGAGCAUUGUUUGAGAGAGACAGGGGAUUAUGAGAAUGAGAAUAGGGUGAGAGAUUUGAAUCAUAUAUUUGGUGUUGAGCCUCUGAAGCUGACGAGUCCAGCUACUGAUGCUGAAGUUGCACUUGCACUGAGGGUAUUGGAAGGUUGUUGCUUGCUUCAUCCGCAGAGUACAGCGCUUGCACAUCAACACAAUGCUAUUCCGGUUUUAAUGAAUAUAUUAUCCACUCGCGGAGUACUUGAGCAAGGUGCAUGCUUAGAUGCUCUAAUCUCAUUGAUGGUGGAUUCAUCAUCUAAUCAAAUGGAUUUUGAGAAAUGUAGUGGUAUUAUGGAAGUUGCUGACCUUAUCAGGGACAAACAAGUGGAUGAGAAUCUCAGGUUAAAAUGUGGAGAGUUUCUGUUGCUGCUCAUUGGACAUGUCAAUGGAAGAGAUGCUCCUCCUUUGGCAACUAUACAUGAAGAUACAAGGCAUCUACUUGGGGAGAAAUCAGCCUCCUUGAUAUGGGCAGCUAGUCAGUUUGGCUCGACGCUGGAUCCUGAGCAGAGGCUAACUGCUCUGCAAAUCCAAGCUCGUAGGGUCCUUGAAUCAUUGGAUUUGUACUGAAUGAUAGUGAUACCGGUAACUUAGGAAAGCUUUCAUCUUGUGAUUUGAAAUUAUUGGCCGACAAUGUAGUUUUUUUGCUUUCAAUUACUGUAUUUAUGCUGCUUUUUUUUUGUAAUUUUUAGCCACAUUUGUAGUUGUUUCAGCAUGUGGUUAAGAAUUUAAGAUGAUUAUGAUUUCUUCAGCAUUUAUCGAUGAAGAAAAAAUUGCAUCAGACCUGUAUUGUAUUUAUAUCUUCCGUACUUAUGAAUCCAGAACUAAAUUAAGUUA
Messenger RNA from Arachis duranensis, 1243 nucleotides. RefSeq lists its product as uncharacterized. The record is from RefSeq and is a predicted model, not a curated record. NCBI's taxonomy places the organism in Eukaryota, Viridiplantae, Streptophyta, Magnoliopsida, Fabales, Fabaceae.